AUGAGCAGUUUUAAUCUUGGAUCGCCAGGCUCGCAGCACACAGCCUCUAUGGUGGCACCACAUUCGGCUUCCAUGGCUUCGGCAAACCCCGCAUUGUCUAUAGUGGCACCUCAUUCGGCUUCCAUGGCUUCGGCGAACCCCGCACUCUCUAUGGUGGCACCACAUUCGGCUUCCAUGGCUUCGGCGAACCCCACACUGUCUAUAGAGGCACCACAUUCGGCUUCCAUGACCUCGGUGCCAGGGGGGUCGGCUGAGAUGUCAGCAGUGCUGCAACAAUCAUCCGCAUCACCACAAUAUUUGAGUAGUUUUAAUAUUGGAUCUCAGGGCACGAAUGCCACACCGUCUAUUGUGACACCACAUUCGGCUUCUAUGGCAUCUGUGCCAGGCUCGGCUGGAAUGCUUCCGCCUCAACCACCUCUGUAA
Molecule: messenger RNA, 423 nt
Organism: Dibothriocephalus latus
Lineage: Eukaryota; Metazoa; Platyhelminthes; Cestoda; Diphyllobothriidea; Diphyllobothriidae
Source: the annotation of a GenBank genome assembly